This is a messenger RNA of Rhopalosiphum padi (bird cherry-oat aphid), 3041 nucleotides long. RefSeq names its product anaphase-promoting complex subunit 4 (gene APC4). The transcript is spliced from 4 exons. Gene Ontology annotation, cellular component: nuclear periphery; anaphase-promoting complex. The coding region runs from base 393 to 2606 and encodes 737 amino acids. The record is from RefSeq and is a predicted model, not a curated record. Gene Ontology annotation, molecular function: protein binding. Gene Ontology annotation, biological process: anaphase-promoting complex-dependent catabolic process; positive regulation of mitotic metaphase/anaphase transition; protein K11-linked ubiquitination. NCBI's taxonomy places the organism in Eukaryota, Metazoa, Arthropoda, Insecta, Hemiptera, Aphididae.
UAUUAAGAGCACCACGAUCACGAUUUAAGAUAAACUGAUAGGAUGCUGCGCAUAUUGAUAGUAUAAUCACAAAAUAAAUGAUAAGUAUGGUUUUAAGUCAAAAACUGAUAACCGCAAUAGAUUUGAUUGAAACGGUUUACCCGUCGGCGGCUACCAGCCACCGAUAUUCGACACUGGAAUACUGGAUACAUUGCGGUCUAAGUCUACGUUUCUACGUCAAUUGCAUGAUUUAAUACUGUCGGUAAUAGUGCAUACAUACAUAAAAUUAAAUAACAAAUUAUUAUUAUAUUAUGUUAUCUAUAUCAUGGUUAAACAUAUCAUAAAUAAUAUUUAAAAUCUUAGAAAAUAGAACAAUUUUAUUGUAGUUUGAAGUGCUUUUUGGCUUCAUCAAUAUGACUACCAUGUACGGAAACGGUAUGAAACAAUUGGAAGAGCGGCAUGUGCCCACUAAAGUCCUGAAAAUGGAAUGGUCAAAUAAAAUGGAUCUAUUGGCCAUAGCCAAGGAACACGGUGAGGUGUCUUUACAUCGUCUCACUUGGCAACGAGUUUGGUCCUUAGCUGCCCCAAAAGAUAAGACAUUGGUGACUGCAUUGGCUUGGAGACCCGAUGGAAAACAGCUGGCAAUAGCAUAUGAUUCACUUGAUUUAUUAUUAGUGGAUGUGGAAAAUAAAGACAUCGCUUUCAGCAAAACUACAGAAAGUAAAGUCACUUCUUUGGUGUGGGUGCAGCAAGAAAAACCCCAGAAGAAAGACACCAUAGAUUCUGUACUGAUUAAGAUGAAUGGUCUCGAUUAUCUCCCAAAACUCCAAAGCUUGGUUCUUCGUGAUACACCUGAAGAGGAGAACAAGAUACCUAAAGUCCAAGACACAUUAAAUUUAUUGUUAGUCGGCAUGAGCAAUUGUGAAGUACAAAUAUUAGCACUGGGUAUAUUUUUGUGCGGAUCUAUUAAAUUGGCUGAGGUAUUUAAAAAAGAAUGUACCGUGCUAAAUAUACACAUGCCAGUAGAUUUUAGUUAUCUAUAUGUGGCUAUUCAAUAUUACUACGGUACUAUAGAAAUAGUGACGAUUAAAUUACAAGAUUGUGACACAUGCUGGGACGACGUUUAUGAUUUGGCAUUCAAACACGAUCAGUUGUUGUCGUCAUUAGAUUAUUUAGACCAAACAAUGAAAAACAUACUGGAAACGUGGGAACAUGUAUCGUUAAUGGAAAUGGAACUGAAACUGAGCUCUUAUUGCCCAGAAGACCCGGAAAUGGUGUCAACUGAUCUAUUGGAACUGUUGAUCUAUGGAAUAUUAACAGAACGCAUGGACCAGUUCUUGAAAAGAGAUUUGACUGACAAGGGCAUUAAGAAAAUUGGUCUAUCGAUCGAGUCGAGCCACACCAACGUUCAGAAACUGGUGGUGAAUCAGCUGUCGGAGGUGACCAAUCAGAUUCUGUUCCAGCUGGUGGAGAUAUCAGGAAUGUCGCUGAAAAAGUACGAAUGCCUUGGACUGACAGAGCACAGCGUAAAGAAAGCUUUACGGUCGGUGAACGGGUUCCUGAUGAAGUGUAACGAGGUACAGAUCGUCAUCGAAGAGUCGCUGACUCGGUACAAGUUGUUCUUCAAGUGGCUGUACGGCAUGAUGAUCAAGCUUAACGACGAUAACUCGGCUAGCGACCCGUCGUUGUCGGACACGUCGCAACACGAGCUCAACAUGCUGGCCGAGUACAUAAACGGGCUGGGAGAGACCGGGGCGAAGGCCAAAGACUACAAGCUGGACCGGGUAGGCCAGUAUUUCCUGGACGGCGACCUGGAGUUCCCGUACGACGCUCGCAGCCAGUGGUGGUCACUACUCCAGGACAACCCGUGCAUGGAAGAGAACGAGUUGAUCUUGGCGGCGCCCCGGGGCCAUUCGCUGACUCGGCAGUUCGCCGUGCUCAAGGCCGACCUGAUGGACAUAUUCGCGCAGCGCAAGACGUUCUUCGACAAGACGUUCGUGAUGUACGACAACGUGCCGUUAGAAGGGCCGUCGGGGCUGUCGCACGGCCGCACCCGUGUCAGCAUGGUGGACCUGCCCAAUCACAAGCUGCUAGUGUGCUGCGUUCGAGAACUCGGUGCUCACGACUUCGGGUUCUACGAACUGAUGGCGUACGGCGACACGCAAGAGGUGACGCAUCGUAGCACCACCGUGUUCUACUCGUGCGACGGCGUCAAGCAGAACGUGCACGACGUGCAGUUCUACUCGCCCGACUACGUGUCCGUGCUGACGGAAACGCUCGACCGGGCGACCAACCGUUUCUCGCUGUUCAUACAGCUGUCCACCAGCAGUGUGCGCAGUCACUGUUCGACGGACGGACUGACCACGUGUAGGAUAGGUCAGCCGAGUGCCGACAGUGACAGCGGCGGAAGCUGUCACACGCUGAGCGAUUACACGUGCCGAGUGGUGGAGAACAUGGCGGCCUCGAGUUUCGCGGUCAGCGGCACCCGGAAAGUGGCCGUGUUGUUGUCGCACAGCCGGCACAAGGUCCGGCUGUUCGAGAUGGAGGUGGACGACGAAGAGGACGAGGACGAGGACAGUGCAAUGGACAUCACGCGGGACUCCAACAUGACGGACGAGACUAUGUGACCCCCAACCCUCCGUUAAUCAAUUAAACACCCAUCCGCCCACGCUCAUUUCCCACGAUGCUCUAGACGCUUAAGCGUCAUCGCGUUGUCAUUACUCGUUACGAGCACGUGAGGUCGUAUAAUAAUAAUUAUUAUAUCCGAUGAUGAUGUUUGGUCGCCACCAGAGUAUGACACACUAUUGUAUAUUGUGAUGUAUAAUGUGUAUACCUACCUACCUACUUGUAAUAUAUUAUUAUGUUUGGCGAUAUGUGCAUUGUGCACGCCGGAAUAACGCGUAUAAUAUAAUAUUGUAUUUUGUAUAUUUUCAUAUCGCGAGAUAUAUAUAUAUAUUAUAGUCUUACGAUCGUCCUCAUAAGGUUGUGAUACACUCAAACUAAGUUACUAAGUAUAUAAUAUUUUUGUAUAAUUUUUUGUUCAUAUAUUUUUUAUACAAUUA